AUGGAGAUAGUUAGGAAAGGACAUGAAUUUUUUGAAAUGUUUGUUCAUCAGCCAAAUCAAGAAACUGCAAUAUCUUAUACUAUGGCUGAGCAGAACGCCGUGAGUGAUAUAAUUGCUCAACUUAUUGAUGUGAACACAAAAGAUGAUGAAUCCAUCAUUUGCACAAAUUGUCAGAUAUUUGAUAUUAUAAAUGUUCCUAUUACAAGGAAAAGGCAAACAUUUCGUCCAUUAGUUAUUCGAGAAUCAGAUCAGCAAUCUUCUCCAACCACAAUUCUUAAAGCAUUUGUUGAUUCUUUUGAUUUACGAACUCCUACAACUGCUGUUGAAAAUAAAUUCAAAGAUCAUAUGUAUGAGUUUUCUACAUAUGAACAUGGCCGUACAUCUGCUUCAGGAAUUGAUGCUUUAAGAUGUAUUCCUACAACACCAGAUGUAUUACCGACUAAACUAGAUUGUCAGUAUUGUGAGGCAAAAAGAAUUCUUUCUGAAACUCCAGGCUUUUGUUGCUCUAAUGGUCAGAUUGUUCUUCAGCAGAACAAACUUCUUGAUGAGCUCAUUCAAUUUGAUAUGAGAAAAAUCGAUGUAGCUGAAUCUUUUCGAAUAGAUGUCAGGACAUAUAAUAAUACGGUAAUUGGCCCUGAAAUGCCAUCUGCUGAACUACUUGCAGCUGCAGCCAAAUUAACUGAAGCAGAAGCUGAGUUGAGAGAGGCUGAGUUAGUGGACGAUUCUGAAUUGUUUAUAGGGCCUCCUCCCCCCGCUUUUGUUUCUGAAGUUGAAUCAUCAAAUGAAGCAGAACGAUUUGAAGAGAUUACAAGAAUUAUGGGAGCUGAGGUGGAUAGUCCAUAUGAUAUUCUGGGAGUGAACAAGAAUAUGUCAGCCGAAAACAUGAAGAAAAGGUACUGGAAAUUGUCCCUCAUGGUACAUCCGGACAAAUGCUCUCAUCCACAGGCCCACCAAGCAUUUGUGAAGUUGAACAAGGCUUUUAAAGACUUGCAGGAUCCAGAUAAACGAAAAGCAUUGGAUGAGAAAAUAAAGCUCAAAGAGGAACAAGAGGAAUUCAAGGCGGAAUUGAAAGCAAUGAAAGAAGCUGCACACUGGAGACGUUUGCAAGGUAUAUCAAUGGAGGGUGAUGAUAUACUUUUAGCUGACAUGGAGGCUAAGGUGGAACCUAAAAGAGAUGAAUGGAUGACAACACUACCUCCUGAAAGAAAACCUGGGAUGACCAUGCAAUCAACAAAAUUCAGCAGAAGCUCCAAGGAGGGGCGUGGGGAUACUAGUGUCUGGACUGACACACCAUCAGACCAAGCCCAGAAAGCAAAAAUGAAUUAUUUGGAAGCCUAUAAUGAGGCUUCAGCACUUGCUUCAAAUGAGCAAGAAAGAAAACGAUCCAAUUCAGAUGCACAUUUGGUAGAUGAAUACAACAAAUCGAAGCGGUCAAAGUCACUAGUAGACAAGCAUCAAGAGCUAGCUCAAAAUCGAUCAAAGAAAAAAUCCAAGCAGGAACCAGUUAAAGAAGAAUGGGAGGGAAAGCAUCCAUGGAGACCAUGGGAUCGUGAGAAGGAUUUGACAGCGGGACGGCAAAGUGUGAAAUUGGAUGCUGAAAACAUGGCUCAGGGUUUGUCUUCUAGGUUUUCCUCGGGAUCAUUUCAAAGAAACUUCCUGUAGAGCAUUGAAUCAAGAAUCUAAUUUAUAAGCUGCCAGAAGUCCUGUAUCAGAUUGACGUAAGAUAUCUUUAAAGAAGUGGUUUUUGCGGUCAGUUCCUGCCUUCCUAUCUUCUAUUUAUUUGCUUGUUGCGUCUAAUUUCAAACCAUGGUCAAGAGGUAGUAGUCUCUAGUGAUGUCCAAUAGCUUAGCUGCAUUUUUUUUCCCGCUUCUUUACAUCCAAAUGAACUUAUUCUUUUUUAAUUUUAGGCCAUCAAACAUUAAAUAUUCUUUUA
This is a messenger RNA of Coffea eugenioides, 1933 nucleotides long. RefSeq lists its product as uncharacterized. The coding region runs from base 1 to 1662 and encodes 553 amino acids. The record is from RefSeq and is a predicted model, not a curated record. The transcript has 12 exons. Lineage: Eukaryota; Viridiplantae; Streptophyta; Magnoliopsida; Gentianales; Rubiaceae.